AUGUGGAGGUGUUGGUUUGACUUUGUGAGCUCAAAGACUCAACUGAAGAUAAAUGUAGGCUUCAGGGUGUUGUUGCGGCUUUUAGCUUUAGUUCUAAUGCUAGUAGGAGAAGGAGUGAGAAUUGAGCUCAGAAUAAUUUUUUUUUUAUGGUUUCAGGUCUUAAAUCACGAGCUAAAGGGAUUAAUAUUGUCUAGGACAUGGAGCAAAUUUGCCUUUGGUCCGAUUGCCAUCAGCAUAGGAUUUUUCAAUUCCAGGAACUCCUCGACUGGCUAUUUCUCAUCCUUGGAGAGUUUUUUGUUUCCUUUGUCAAUUGCACUUAGUGAAUUAAAUGAGCAGUAUAUGAGGGUAGAGAAGAUCUCCAAAAUUGAUGUUCGAGUUAGUGCACUUGUACAAGUGAGCUGUGAUGUCAAUCCAGUUUUUACACUGUUUAACCUUCCCGAUCAUCACAGUAUAUCUUUCUCUAUCCUCCUUAACUCAGGACUCAUCUGCAAGUUCACGAUUAUUAAGGAAGUUGGUAAUGGUACGUUUGGAAGUGUCUGGAGAGCUCUAAGCAAGCAGUCUGGUGAAGUGGUGGCGAUAAAAAAAAUGAAGAAGAAAUAUUAUUCAUGGGAAGAAUGUAUAAAUCUGAGAGAAGUGAAGUCAUUGAAGAAAAUGAACCAUCCAAAUGUAGUAAAGCUGAAGGAAGUCAUCAGGGAAAACGAUGUAUUAUGCUUUGUCUUUGAAUAUAUGGAAUGCAAUCUAUACCAGCUUAUAAAGGAUAGGAAAAAACCUUUUACAGAAGUUGAGGUGAGAAAUUGGUGCUUUCAAGUAUUUCAAGGCCUCUCGUACAUACAUCAACGUGGAUAUUUCCAUCGUGACCUAAAGCCAGAAAACUUGCUAGUAUCAAAAGAUACCAUAAAAAUUGCCGAUUUUGGUCUCGCUCGUGAGAUCACUUCUCGACCACCGUUCACCGAAUAUGUCUCGACACGCUGGUACAGGGCCCCAGAAGUUCUGCUUCAGUCACCUAUAUAUGGUCCCCCAGUUGAUAUGUGGGCAAUGGGUGCAAUAAUGGCUGAAUUAUUCACUCUUCGUCCUUUAUUUCCUGGGUCAAGUGAGGCAGAUGAGAUUUACAAGAUAUGCUGCAUAAUUGGCAGCCCAACAAAUACCGAAUGGCCUCACGGGCUCGAACUUGCUAGUGCUAUUAACUAUCAUUUCCCUCAAGUUGCUAGUGCCCAUCUUCCUGCCUUGAUGCCAGGUGUCAGUAAGGAUGCAAUUAAUCUCAUCUCAUCACUGUGUUUGUGGGAUCCUUGCAAGAGGCCGACAGCCAUGGAAGCUCUUCAACAUCCUUUCUUCCAGAGUUGCUUUUACAUCCCACCAUCUCUGCGUGCGAAGCCUGCUCUCACGAAAACACCUCCUGUUGGAGCUAGUUUUGAACAAAAAAGUGUUGGGAGAUAUUCGGGGAAAUUAUUGAACCCAAAGCCCCUAAACAGCUUUUCUCAUGCCAGACCACACCAAUCAUUGAGUGCAGGCGUGCAGAGGAAGUUGGACUUGAAUGAUCAGCAUGAUGUAGUAACUAAACACAACAAAAACCAGAAGAAUGACAUGAAGCAACAGCCAAAGUACCGGCCACCAGGAUUUAAUGACCCAAAUAAACACAUUGGUAACUUGGAGAAAACUAGGAUAAUUUCAGAUGCAACCAAGAAGUUUGGGAAAAUGACAUUUUGCUCCGGCGAGCAGCUGCUCGUCAAACGGUCAUCUUUGCCGCCACCUAUGAAGGCCGGAGGAUUGGUUGGGCGUUCACAAGAAGUUGGUCUUCCGGGAAGGUCUUAUACUCGGAAAGUGGCUGGAUGA
Molecule: messenger RNA, 1830 nt
Organism: Striga asiatica
Lineage: Eukaryota; Viridiplantae; Streptophyta; Magnoliopsida; Lamiales; Orobanchaceae
Source: the annotation of a GenBank genome assembly